Maylandia zebra (zebra mbuna) is the source of this 5202-nucleotide messenger RNA. RefSeq names its product capping protein regulator and myosin 1 linker 3 (gene carmil3). Gene Ontology annotation, biological process: regulation of Arp2/3 complex-mediated actin nucleation; cell migration. NCBI's taxonomy places the organism in Eukaryota, Metazoa, Chordata, Actinopteri, Cichliformes, Cichlidae. The record is from RefSeq and is a predicted model, not a curated record. Gene Ontology annotation, cellular component: lamellipodium; plasma membrane.
UCCUCGGGUUUGCCACUGCGCACCGCGGCAUCGCUUCUCACCACACUGUGCGGACUGUUGCUGCGCCUGGAGCACCUGCAGGCGCUGAAAGAAGAAAAAGAAGAAGAAGGGGGGAAGAAGUGGACAGCGAUUGCUUAAAGAGACAUCUGAGAGAGGAGAGGAAGGAGAAGGGGGCCGGACAGGCGGGAGGAGCGCACCAUGGCCUCAAAGGAGACUACAGCGGCGGGCUUUGCCAACGUCAACAGGGAAAUCACAGAGAGCAUCAGAAAGGUGCUGGACAAACAAGCCAUUAAGUUUGUGCGAGCCGUCAAGCAGGACAUGAGGAGCGGCAAGUCAGAGGACAGGAUUCUGGUCCUGGCAACAUGGAGACUGUAUCUCUUUGCUGUCAAAGUGCCCACCAAGGUCGAGGUCACCUUCAAUUUUUUGGAAAUCAGAGCAAUGAACACCUACCCAGAACACCAGGUAAUCAUCGAUACAGACAAGACCACCUACUCGCUGAGGCUGCAGACCCAGGAACAGCUGGAUCACAUGGUCAGCCACAUCAACUACGCCCUCUCCAGAGUCUUCAACAACUCAAUUUAUGCCCCUCCUAUUUGUCGAGCAGAGGGAGAAAUGCCCGAUGGGAGUCACAAGUUUUCACCGAACUCUGAGUCAUCAUUAGAUCCCCAGAAAACUUGUGGAGGUUUUUCUGAGACUUAUGCAGCUCUCUGCGAUUACAACGGUAUUGGCUGCAAAGAAGAAGUGCAGUGGGAUGUUGACACAAUCUAUCACUCUCAGGACAACAGGGAGUUCAACUUACUGGAUUUCAGCCACCUCGACAGCAGGGACUUGGCAGUCAUUGUGGCAUCCAUUGCCUACAACACCUGGUUCACCAAGCUGUACUGCAAAGACAUGCGCAUAGGGUCAGAGGUGGUGGACCAGGUUCUACACACAAUCAGCAAGUCCAACAGUCUGGAGGAGCUCACUCUGGAGAAUGCGGGACUCAAAUCGGAUUUUCCACAGAAGAUGGCAUCUGCGUUAUCAGAGAACCCAGCCUCUGUGAUUCACUCUCUCAACCUGGCUCAUAACACACUAGACAACCAAGGAGUUUCCAACCUUAUUCAACAGGUGUGUCGCCUUAACAAGGGCCUGCGUCUCCUCAACCUCUCCAAGACUUCACUUUCCUCAAAGGGUGUGGUUUCAUUGUCCCAGGCACUGUGCUCAGCUGACGACUAUUCCAAUUCUCUGCUGCAUCUGGACCUUAGCAAGAACCCUGGGGUCUUAUCUGGAGAGGACGCUACAAACCUGUACCUCUUCCUGGCCCAGCCUAACUGCCUGGUCCACUUGGACCUGUCUGGGACAGACUGCACUGUGGACUCGUUGUUUGGGGCCUUGCUGCGAGGCUGCUGCGCUGACCUCUCCUACCUGAAUCUCUCCAAGAACUCCUUCUCUCACAGAAAAGCCAGAGAUUCUCUGCCAACUUUCCGUCAGUUCUUCAGCUCAGCAUUCAGCCUCACACAUGUCAGCCUGGCCUCUAUGAAGGUCCCCCCUGAUUCGAUGAGGGCGCUGUUCCUCGGUUUGUCCAAUAACCCUCAUAUCACUGAUUUACACCUGGACAUCAGCAGCUGUGAGUUGAGGUCAGCAGGUGCCGGGGUGAUUCAGGAGCUGUUUCCUCGAGUUUCAUGCGUGGGGACUUUAGAUAUCUCUGAUAAUGGUUUGGAUGCUGACUUGCUGGCUGUCAUCCCAGCGUUCUCCCGGCAUCCCUCCCUCAAACACCUGAUGCUGGGGAAGAACUUCAACAUCAAGGGCAGGGUGCUGGAUGAAAUUCUGCAGAAACUAGUUCAUUUGGUGCAAGAAGAAGAGUGUGCCCUGCAGUCCCUCUCGCUGGCUGACUCGAGGCUUCGGCAGCGGGGCACAGUGCUCGUCAACGCCCUGGGCUCCAACGCUUGUUUACGGAAGGUGGACCUGAGCGGCAACCUCCUGGAGGACUCUGGGGCCAAGAUGCUCAGCAAAGCUCUGCAGAUUAACACAACACUUAGGAGUGUGACGUGGGAUCGCAACAACACCACGGCGACAGGCUUCCAAGAUGUGGCGAGAGCGUUGGAGCACAACUUUACCUUGCAAUACAUGCCCCUGCCCCUCAGCGAUGUCACUCAAGCGCACCGCAGCGCCCCAGAGAAGACCGACCAAGCCCUGACCAAGAUCCAGCGUGCCCUGCUAAGGAACAACCAGACUCAGCGUUUCUCUCAGAAACAGGCUCUCAGGCUGCACCAAGGCCUCGUCACCAGCACUGCUGAACAGGUGAUGGAGCGUCUGUGUGUACGGGUGCAGCAGCAGGUUUGUGUCCUGAAAGGCUGCGAGGAAGGAGAGGAGGUCCAGACGGCUAGACAGAUCCUCAAAGAAGCAAGGAACUCGAGAGCUCUUUAUCCAUCUCUGUGUGAGCUGGCCCACGUGUUGUCAGUGGAUGGACCUGUUAAACAGCGCCUGGACACUCUGGCAGGAGAGCUGGCCAAGGCUGCAGACAAAGAACUGCAGGUGGUUGUGGACUCCAUGGUGUCCCUUUGCCGUGAGUUGUGCCCCAUGUCCUGCUCAGCAGCUGAGAGACUGAGUCCACCUUUGUCGUCCAUCUCUGAACAAGUUUCUAUCCCUCGCUCCGCCAUCCGCAACGCCCUGAUGGAGAGGGCGGCAGAGGACAUCAACAGAGCUCUGGAAGAAGUGAAGCUGUCUGUGGUCUCCUAUCUGACCAACUCCAUAGUUGAUCAGAUUCUACAAGAGCUCUACACCACCCAUAAAACCCUGGUACUGCUGCGGCAGGUGUCCCAGGCAAAGCGUUGGGACGAUGUCGGGACGGGCAGACGCACUGUCAGACAGUCCAGAAUAGUCGAGUCUCUGGAAUUCCCCGAUGAGGACUUUGGUGUCAACCUGGGAAUAGACACCAUGGCCAUUAAGAAGCGGAGCUCCAGAACUAGAAGAAUUCGACCCGUCUCCACCAGACUGAGUUUAGGCGAGGAGCCCAGUUCCUCUCCGACACCUUCAGCUCCACCUCACUCUGCCCCUCUUACCCACUCGGCAUCAUGGGAGUGUCUGUCCACUCUCCCCACCAAUGGAUCCCCCUUACGCCACGUGACCCACGCCAGGCCACGCCCGCCACGGCGACACAGAGCAGGACACCUACCUCCUGAAUCCCAUUGCUCUGAGAAUGGAGGAGUCAACAUGCUGGAGGACGGACUGCCUGAUUUCUACAGCAAACGAGUUUUACCUGACAGUCAGUUGUCGUCCCUGCAUCAGGCCCAGUCUCUGAGGAGGAAGAAAAGACGAAGUGUGUUGUCCAUUUUCUCAGGAUUCCGCAAGAACCGCAACUCCACCAUCUCUAAUCAGGACUCGGACAGCGCCUCAGAGAAUGUCUACUCCAUGAUUCAGCAUCCUAAAGAUGCCGUGAGGCCGGAGAGCGUUGUCCCAGGAGCAAAUGGGAGCAUGCCUUUACCUCACCCAACUCAGGGCAUGCCGGUGCAUGGGAUGAGAACUGCCAGCCCCCCCUGCCUCAUCCAAAGACAGUCCACAGACCUGGUCAGCAUGGUGUACAGCUGCAUCGGGGCAGAAAUCGAAGACUCCGAUGGCAGCAGCAACUGUGACAUCAAAGGGAUAGACCAGGAUGCUGACAGAUCAGUCACCAUCUCAGAUGCCCCGACAGAUACUCGAACUAACGGCCACGUGGUGUCCUCCAAACAACAGACGGACAGACAGAUGGAGACAGCCAGGCAGGAGAGGAUUGUGCCCCUGACAGACUCGCGGACUGAGAUAGAAGAUGAUGUGCAGAGCAGCGGAGGUGGAAUCGUGGCCCCCGGUGGGCCAAGGCCAGAGCCGCCUCCACAGAGUGCUAAGCCCAGUUUGGCUGUCAUGAGGCAGAGACACCUGCAGGAGAGUUUAGAAGAAGCAGGAAGGCUGGAGGCAGAGGGAGACCAGAGUGAAAGAAAGCGCGAGGAGAAACAGAGAGGGCGAGGGCCAGAGGGAGAGCGUCCUCUCAUUCCCAAUAAGCCCAGCUUGGAUGUUUCUAGAGACAAGACCUCUCCAGAUAAGGCCAAGACCUCCCCCGUCACCCCAGCAGAAGAACAAAUCAAUGAUCAGAGGUGUUUACCUCCUGGUCAACCCAUCGCUGAAGGUGAGGGAAGCACCGAGAGGAUGAGCCCACCGGCGUCUGUCAAGCCUGGGAUGGAAGCAGCAGAUCCUGCUGUAAUCAGUCACGAUGAGGAGGGAGGCCAUAAUGGAUUUCCAGCAGCAUCACAUCAGACCAGGAAGUCCAGCUCGUUUGACAUAGGCAUGGAACGGGAUGUGCCCUACGAUCUGGAGAGGUCUUCAGAUCGCAGAUUCCUUGUGAAAAAACCCUAUUUCCCUCAGUGCAGAAACAGGUCUCUGGACUACCCUGCUGGGACCGGGUGUAUGUAUCCGUCUCUCUUUCCUGCAGAUAUGUGCGGUUAUGAAAGCCCCCAGCUUGGUAACAGAGAUGCAUUAUGACAUUACCUGUGGACCAGGAGACGUUUGCUGGGAAGAAAGGACUUGGACGCGGAGGACUGGAGAGAGACAAGCUUUUAAAACUGUGGACUCGGCUGACAAAGAUUCAACAGGAUGUCUUUUUUUUAAAAAUAUAUUUUUAUUUUUAAUCCCUGCAAACAUUUGUUGCUGAAAAUGCAUGUACUGUAUGCCGGUUUUGACUGCUUGCACUCGCUAUUUUACUCUCAGGCAUAAACAAAGCUCUACUUUUCAUACAAACAUAGUGGAUCAGUGUGUCUCCAGUAUGCUCACAAACAGCUGUUUUAUGCAUUUGUGCAAAAAUCAUUUAAUAUUGAAAGCGUGUCUUUUCAUGCCCUAUCUGUAUUUAACUGACAAUCUGUGACUUCUGAAAGUGAGUUUUGUAGUGUAUUUAUUCUAAUUGGAUGUAUAUACUGAAUAUAUAACUGCACUAACCAUUGUGGUAACUCUGCCAGUUAACAAUCAUGAUUUUAUUUGUGAUAACAUAUCAUUUGAUAACCGUGUUUGUAAGUAUGCUUUUGAUGUAUGCUGCCGGUGAUGACUGAGAAACGUGUUACCAUGCACUCCUGUCUCUCCAAGAGUAUUUAAACUAGACAGUAGAUCAUUUUAAUCAGAUUUUGCGGGCCUGAAAAUGAGUAUUUUUUCUAAAAAUGCUUCUAUGAAUCCGAAUAAAUAAAAGUGACUUUCCAGAAGGAA